Molecule: messenger RNA, 2904 nt
Organism: Mesocestoides corti
Lineage: Eukaryota; Metazoa; Platyhelminthes; Cestoda; Cyclophyllidea; Mesocestoididae
Source: the annotation of a GenBank genome assembly
AUGGACGCUUUAUUUGCUGGAGUAGGCAAUUUGAAGUUAGAUGCCUCUUCACUUCUUGACGCCGAACCAGAGUUAGUUGAGGGGGAAGUCAAAAAUCACGUAAGUGAGACCUUCCCUGACUUUCCUAAUCGUCCACCAAUCAACUACGUAUCGACAGCCAACGAUUCGGAAAAUCUCCCAGGAUUUGACCUUUCCGCAGGCAAGGAAUGGUAUUAUCCUACAGGUGCUGAGCUUCGAACAUACCAGUUUGUCAUAACCGAAAGAUGCCUCUACCAGAACUGCCUAGUGUGCAUUCCAACUGGCCUAGGCAAGACCUUUAUUGCAGCCGUGGUGCUCUACAACUUUUUGCGUUGGUAUCCGACUGGACGGGUGGUUUUCAUGGCUCCAACUAGGCCACUUGUCUCCCAGCAAAUGUUGGCCUGUCGCGAAUUCACCGGUCUGUCGUCGUCUGGUGAUGCCCAGGCAGGCGGAAUGUCCGCCGUCGAGCUUACUGGAUCAAUAUCACCGCAGCAACGAGCUGCUCUCUGGGCAGGUCCGCAUCGCGCCUUCUUUCUCACACCCCAAGUCAUAGCCAACGAUCUCGCUGCGUCCAUCUGCCCUGCCAAAUCCAUUCGCUGCAUAGUUAUUGAUGAGGCCCACAAAGCCACGGGUAAUCACGCGUAUUGCCAAGUGGUGCGUGCAAUCACAGGUCCACCGUACAACCACAGACAAUUUCGAAUUCUUGCCCUCUCUGCGACACCUGCUUCUGACCUCGCCGGUGCCCAAGCUGUCAUUGCCAAUCUCCUCAUCUCCCACAUCGAGGUUCGCACGGAGGACAGCGAGGAUGUUCGCGAAUUUUGUCACCAACGCGACAUCGAGACAAUAGUAGUGCGUCUUGAUCCGCAGCUCGCCGUUUUCAAACAGCGUCUGUGUGAUCUUGCUCGGCCUCCCCUGCAGCGUCUCUGCGAGCGUCGCGCGCUCUGGUACCGGGGUAACCCCGAUCGAUUGGAUCCGGAGGCUUUUGCAGAGUUCACACUCGUCAAGGCUCGAGAAACCUUCGCUCAGGAGAACCGCUUCUCGCCACUUGCCGGGGCUGUUCAUCGUGACUUUCGAAUCGCAACCUGUGUUGCCCGCGCUAUUCAACUUCUCGUGCAGUACGGCCUCCGACCGGUUUACCAAUUCCUCUUAACCAGCAUCGAGUCCUCGGGCGAUUUGGCUCAGGUCUCUGGAAUGCGCGAGUUUGUCUCUGACCUCGGCAACGUCUUGGGUGCCCCUGAGGGGGCAGCAGUGAUGAGCCAGCUGCCUUUCGUUGCAGGUCAUCCAAAACUGUGCAAGCUGCGCGAUGUGCUGUUGGAGCACUUUGAGAAGGCAUCUGCAGCCGUGUUAUCGCAGCGCGGUACGCGGGCGAUAGUCUUCACCCAAUUUCGCGACUCCGUUUCCGACAUCAUGCACAUGCUGAAAACCCACUCACCGCUUUUGCGUCCUGCUGUUUUCGUAGGUCAGUCGUCCGGCCAUCAGCCUUCAGCGGCCGCGUCCGGAAUGCCUGCCCGGGUCGCCUCUCGAAAGCGUAAUACCCAGCGCGAUCAGCUUCAGGUGAUGCGGGAUUUCCGAGAAGGACGCGUCAACAUUCUGAUUUCCACGUGUAUCGGUGAGGAGGGCGUAGACGUGGGUCAGGUUGACUUGAUUGUCUGCUUUGACGCUCACAAAUCGCCGGCACGCCUGAUCCAGCGUCUGGGUAGGACCGGUCGACGACGGGCUGGCCGUGUGGUCGUUCUGCUCACAGAGGGCCGUGAGCAGUCCAACUUCGCGCUCAGUGUGGCCCGCUCGAACACAGUCAGUCAUGCCUUGCUGCAAGGCCAGUCAGGUCGACAACUCACCCUCUACCCGCACAACCCGCGAAUGGUGCCGUUAGGCGUUAGUCCUCUCCCCGUGCACUGGCAUCCACAGACUACAACAACCGCAGCCUCCGCUCUUGCAGCUGACAAGUUGCGGAUUAACUGUGGAGUAGACCCCCUACGGCGUUCCAUUAUUGACAACUGGACGACGAAUAACCUAUCUUGUAGGGAGUUCCGCUGCUCGCCUUGUGAAAUACCCAGUCUGUUAUCAGUCGGUGGCGGGUGUGGAAACGACCUCGACACGGUUACGAGGCGCUACUCAGCGAAUCGAUACAUUCCAUCAAUUAGGGACGAAUUUCAGGGUGGUGCUUUCGGCCCUUCGUCGGCCACUUGGCACCUGGUUUCCUCGUUGCGGUUGAUUGAAAUGCAUCGACGAGGUCGGACACACGCCAUGUACCAUGCUCUAGGCCUACGAAGUCUUGAUAUGUCACGUCCACUGUCCGAAAUUCUGCCGCCGUCUUCGAGUCAAAGCACCCAAGCCUUGUGUCCUACAGGGACGGCGUCAGAAGUUACCCUCGCUUGUGCAGUGCCAAAUAUUCCAAAGCCUUCCAGAGAACAUCCACCUGUUCGCUUCUUCCGCGGACUAGUAUCAAAAACUCUAAUGGUGGAUCCACGUGUCGAUAUUACUAAUGACCUUAGUUUUCCCCCAGUGUUACCGACGGACGACAUAACACUAGAGGGGCUUAAUAAGGCCUUUACAGAGAUGGUCAAGUCGGAGCUCUCUUCGCGUGACGACGGAGUUAAUAAAAACCGGUUCCAAAUUCCAGGGUCCGGACGCUGUCGUAGCGUCCUUGAGAAGUCCUCCGUCGUCUUUGAUUCGGCGUUCGGGUUGCCGGCACCACUUCCACCAACGCUUCCUCGGUCAUCGCCACUGUCUACGCUCCCUCCAGCAAAGCGACCUCGCACUGUGAAUGGUGAUGAUGAUGAUAGUGAAGUGGUCUCUAGUGCGAAAACCACAUCUAGAAAUCUGCUGUUUGAUUCGAAAUUGCAAAUCAGCGAUAAAUUUGAUGAUUUCUUGAAUCCAAGAUGA